Molecule: messenger RNA, 2200 nt
Organism: Pundamilia nyererei
Lineage: Eukaryota; Metazoa; Chordata; Actinopteri; Cichliformes; Cichlidae
Gene: slc23a1
Product: solute carrier family 23 member 1
Exons: 13
Coding region: 1-1878 (625 amino acids)
Biological process (GO): transmembrane transport
Cellular component (GO): membrane
Molecular function (GO): transmembrane transporter activity
Source: RefSeq, a predicted model, not a curated record
AUGAAGAUGGUGACACUGAGCACGCCUCUGACAGGACGUCAGAGACCGCCAGGUGAUGUCACUGAAGCCACGUCCACCUUUGACCCCGUGAGAGGGAGCUGCUCUGAUAAAUCUGUGACGCUCGCUGCUCCCGGAGAGAGUCAUGAGGGGAGGGGCUACAAACCCAAUAAACCUAACCUGCCAAGGACAGAAGAGAGCAAAAAGAGGCAACCAAUGGAUGCGCAGAGGGUGGGGUCAGACAUGAUUUACACCAUUGAAGAUGUCCCACCAUGGUACCUGUGUAUUCUACUGGGAUUACAGCAUUACCUGACGUGCUUCAGUGGUACAGUGGCUGUGCCGUUUCUUCUGGCUGAGGCCAUGUGUGUUGGUGGAGACCAAAGCACCAUCAGUCAGCUGAUUGGAACCAUUUUCACGACUGUUGGAAUCACGACUCUCAUCCAGACCACCGUGGGUGUCAGACUUCCUCUCUUUCAGGCAAGUGCGUUUGCGUUCCUCAUUCCUGCUCAGGCAAUCCUCAGUCUGGACAGGUGGAGGUGUCCCAGUGAAGAGGAGAUUUAUGGGAACUGGAGUCUUCCCCUGAACACCUCACACAUCUGGAAGCCUCGAAUCAGAGAGAUUCAGGGUGCCAUCAUUAUGUCCAGCCUGGUGGAGCUCGUGAUUGGUCUGUGUGGGUUACCUGGGUUACUGCUGGAGUACAUCGGCCCGCUCACCAUCACGCCGACCAUCUCACUGAUCGGCCUCUCAGUCUUCACAACUGCUGGAGACCGAGCUGGGUCCCACUGGGGCCUCUCAGCACUGUGUAUUUUGCUGAUGGUGCUGUUUGCUCAGUACCUAAGGGCGACAUCACUUCCUGUUCCUGUGUAUAGCAGGAAGAAAGGCCUGAGGGCCACCAGAGUGCAGAUCUUCAAGAUGUUUCCUAUCAUCCUUGCCAUCGUGUUGGUGUGGUUCGUCUGUUAUGUCCUCACUCUGACCGACCUGUUGCCAAGAGACCCUGAUCGCUAUGGACACAAAGGUCGCACUGAUGCCCGAGGGGACAUCAUGACACUGUCGCCCUGGUUCAGGAUGCCUUACCCAUGCCAGUGGGGGUUGCCUGUGAUAACGGUUGCUGGGGUGUUGGGCAUGCUGAGUGCGACGAUGGCGGGCAUCGUGGAGUCAAUUGGAGAUUACUAUGCUUGUGCUCGCCUGUCUGGAGCCACGCCCCCUCCAAUCCAUGCAAUCAACAGGGGGAUUUUCAUAGAGGGCGUGUGCUGCAUCAUUGCAGGUCUGUUGGGGACAGGAAACGGCUCCACCUCCUCCAGUCCAAAUAUAGGUGUCCUCAGCAUCACCAAGGUAGGUAGCAGGCGGGUGGUGCAGUACGGUGCCGGCAUCAUGUUUGUCCUGGGAACCGUCGGCAAGUUCACAGCUCUGUUUGCCUCGCUGCCCGACCCGAUCCUGGGAGGAAUGUUCUGCACGCUCUUCGGUAUGAUAACAGCUGUCGGCCUGUCAAACCUGCAGCUGGUCGAUUUAAACUCGUCCAGAAAUCUGUUUGUUCUUGGGUUCUCCAUGUUCUUUGGUCUGACACUGCCGACGUACCUGGACACGCAUCCUAACUCCAUUCAGACAGGUGAGUCCCUGUUUACCGGUGCCACGGCUUCCUGCUUUCUUCCUCUGUUGUCAGGCACCAGAGAGGAGCGAGGGCUGGUUAAGUGGAACUCCUCCUCUUCCUCCUCCUCUUACUCCACCUACGACCUUCCCUUUGUCAUGCCCGUGCUCAGACGCACUCGCUGGCUCCGGCGGUUCCCCAUCAGCCCCACCUUCACAGGUUUCAGGGCAUCUGAUGACCCACCCCCUCUGGAACAGGAGGAAGGUGACGACGAAUUGCCAAGCACCAAGUUGUGAAGAUGAUGUCAUCAAUCUCACCUGACAGCUGUUGGGACCAGUUAGAUUUCAAACCAAUCAGUGUUUCCAUUAAUCAAUAUGACAAGAAGUUUGUGACAUCACCUCCUGUUCCCAUAACUAAAGCCCCUCCCACAGCGUGGUCUUCCAGUCCUUGAGUUUAAUUUCCUCCUUAUGAGCUCAACCUGACACUUUGCAGAUGUUCCAGAUGUGUAAUGACUUGCAGUCAGCUAAUUGAUUGGAUGGAGCGAAAGGAAGCUGCCAUCCACACAUACCUUCAAAAUAAAAGCAGUUCUUCUGUGAGACUGAAUCUCUACCCAUUCAG